CUUGGUCGCUCAUAGGAUCUCCUGCCACAAGGGGGUAGACAGCCCUCACACAAGCAUUAAGCACUUUCAAGCGUAGCUUCAUCCAGGAGACAGAGGCGGGUGUACAGCUGAUAGAGUAGCAUCCCAUGGCUCUGGAGCACUGACACUGCCUGCUGAGCGACCCCCUGAGAUCUCUCCAUCUGAUCCUCCUCUGCUUCAUUUUCACAUAGAGAAAGAACUGAAACCAAUUCACCUCUGAACCCCAGGCAGUCUGUUCCAGAAAAGCGGCGGCACCUGCAAUAAGAUUGGGUCUGAGAAGACUGCAACAGAUCAGAAUGGAUGUGUUUAUGAAAGGCUUGUCCAAAGCAAAAGAAGGGGUGGUGGCUGCAGCCGAGAAAACCAAGCAAGGGGUAGCAGAAGCUGCUGAGAAAACCAAGGAAGGUGUCUUAUAUAUGGGAAGCAAAACCAGAGAUGGAGUAGUACAAGGAGUGACUUCAGUGGCCGAGAAGACCAAAGAGCAGGCAUCUCAACUGGGCGGGGCUGUCAUUUCCGGAGCGGGGAACAUUGCUGCAGCCACUGGUCUAGUGAAGAAGGAUGAUUUUCCCACAGAUAUAAAGCCUGAAGAAGAAGCUCAGGAAGCUUUGGAAGAACCUGCUGCUGAACCACUACUGGAGCCAGAAGGAGAAAGCUAUGAGGAAGCCCCUCAGGAUGAAUACCAGGAAUAUGAACCAGAAGCAUAACAUCCCUUUACUCUGGACCCAGCCACCAGCAGCAUCAGCACAAAGAUAGCUAUAAUGAAGAUACUAAUAAAAAAAAAUCCCCAUAUCCCUAAAAUCCCUUUCCGACACAAGAGGAGUGUGGUCUACCCAUUUUCUUUCCUCAGCAAUUGAGCUCUUCCUCUACUCCACUCUCAGAGAGCCUCAUGUGAAAUGGUUUUAUGUAUGGUAAUCCUUAGCGUUAAGUCAUAGUCCAAACAAAACUAGUGUUUAAAAUAACAAAAGCCCUUUGUAACGUAUGACCCCAUGAAUGCAUUGUACUUGUCUUUGCAGUCAUAAUGUCCCCGGGAAAUUAUUUCUGUUUCCCUCCCAGAGAAUAAUUGCCGGGGGUUAUUGGUGGAUUUUGUCUAUCAUAAUUUUCUUUUGUUCUGGUGUGUCCUGUUGUUCAGUGGCAGAAGGGCCUGCAACCACCUGCAAUUGGACCAGCUGAUAUUCUUUUGUGUCUACCUACAGAAGUAAAGCAUGUACUAACUUUUUAUAAAGAGAUGGUGAAAAACACCUAAAAAAUGUUCUUUCCUUCUUAACAAAUUGUCUGCCAUUAAUGUGUGCGCUUGCACUUCUUUGGUGGCCAUUAAUUUGAGGGAAGAACACAAAAAACAUGUAGUCGUGGAUGACUGACCUUUGACAUUGUUUAUUCAGUGUUCUAAUGUGAUAUUUAUUUUGCUGUUGUUUUUUAUACAUAUAUACACAUAUCUAAAAAAAAUAAAUGGGUUAACUUAUUUGUGACUGUUCUGUAAAGCAGAUAAAAAUCUGUAAUCCAUGCAAAAUCUUUUCAAUGUCCUUGUGUUCCAAAAAAUUUUGCAAAAGGAAUAAAAAAAGAAUUAACCAAAUUGUUA
This is a messenger RNA of Hyla sarda, 1591 nucleotides long. RefSeq names its product synuclein beta (gene SNCB). Gene Ontology annotation, molecular function: cuprous ion binding. Gene Ontology annotation, cellular component: neuronal cell body; axon terminus; cytoplasm. NCBI's taxonomy places the organism in Eukaryota, Metazoa, Chordata, Amphibia, Anura, Hylidae. The transcript is spliced from 7 exons. Bases 315 to 719 code for a protein of 134 amino acids. Gene Ontology annotation, biological process: synapse organization; synaptic vesicle endocytosis; chemical synaptic transmission. The record is from RefSeq and is a predicted model, not a curated record.